Magallana angulata is the source of this 2418-nucleotide messenger RNA. RefSeq lists its product as uncharacterized. The coding region runs from base 7 to 909 and encodes 300 amino acids. Gene Ontology annotation, molecular function: zinc ion binding; metalloendopeptidase activity. The record is from RefSeq and is a predicted model, not a curated record. The transcript is spliced from 5 exons. Lineage: Eukaryota; Metazoa; Mollusca; Bivalvia; Ostreida; Ostreidae.
UUGAAUAUGAAGAGGUCUUACGCAGACUUCACCUCUACUGAAACAGUGGAAGAACUACAGAGUGACUUUGUGACAAGCUGCUCGAACUUGUGCCUAACAAGGCCAUUUUGCGUGGCUGUCAUCUUCACAAAGAGUACUGCUAGAUGUCGUCUGCAAAAAAUGUCAACGGCUGGAAUUAUAACGAUGAUUGAAACAGACUCCAAGUUCUACGAGAUCCAGUUUGAGAGGAGCGACAGAAAAAUAUACCCAGCCACCUGUUCUGAGGUGAAGAAAUGCUCGCCUACCGCUAGUGACGGGGAAUUUUGGUUGUAUCCAAGCAAAUUCAAUAGACAGAUUCCAGUCAAAUCAUACUGCCAUAACAUGUUCUCACCAGAGACAGCAGAAGAAUUUAUCACUCUACAAAAUACGAAUUAUUUUAUUCGGAAAGAUUUCUGCCAUUUGGAUAACGGUGACUGGUGCACUCGAAGUUCUGAACCGCUCAGGAGAACCGAGUUCAGCAAAGUGAAAAUUAGUAUUACGACGAUGGGCGUAGUUCAGGAUGAUUUUACAUUUGCUACUUCAACCGGCGUAAGCAAUCUCCCCGAUCACAACGUACCAUUUGGAACCACUAAUGAUUGUACAGCCGAGACGUGGUGGUACAAAACAUACGCCUUGUAUUGGUGUUCGAUAGCUGCUAAACUUCAAAUCGAUCUGCGUGGGUCUGGGGUAGUUGUUGCCAACUCGGUUCCCUGGGUAGCUUCAGGAUGGGCCACUGAAAUUCUAAAUUUUGACAGAUCUGCCGAUUCGUCACAGAUAUACUGCCUCGUCAUUGGAUGGUGUGGGGGUUGCGUACCAAACGGCACAAUAUAUCUGGAGUCGGUGUAUGAACCAGCAUCAGUAAAUUCAGCCGAGGUUUUGACCUGUCAGUAGGAGUCCAUUUUGGAUACCGAUCGUUCAAUAUGGUAAUAUGUCAAACUAACUUUUACAGAAGAUGGAGCUCUCUCAUAUACCCAACAGUUCCUAUGCAUUGCAUGUUGCCAGUUCAUUAAUGACAACAUUAUAGACUGAUGUGUUAAAAUGUUUGCAAACUAACAGUUCUUUCGCUUUUUAUACACCUUAGAAUCCUCGAACUUGGGUUCAUAUUGCCAUAUAUGUUUUAAAAGAACACUCUUUUUCUAAAUCAUUUUCAACUGCUUAAUACUAAGUAUUGAAAAGGUAUUAGAAAUUACAGCUGAAAUGCUAAUUUAUUGACACAAUGACAAAGAAGGAAAGUGUCAUUGCCAAUAACUUGUGACAACUGGUAUGAUUGUAUAUUAAACAUGAUGGGCUAACGCAGAUGUGAUUAGACUAUGUAAAUACAAUGUCAGCACUACCAUAUAAGUGGAACUGUGUGUUUAUGUUCCAACCUUGAUCUAACAGACGCUGCAAAAUAAGAACUGUACCACUCUGCACAUUGCAAAACCUGAAAAAAAAUGGCAAAAUUGAAACAUUAUAUUAUCACUUUUGAGAAUCAUAAUUCAUACGGGAUAGACUUGAGGGAAAUUUUUAUUAAAAUAUAAGUCUACCAUGGUUACAUGUGAUAAUGUGUGUUAUUCUAUUACAUGUUAUAAUUAAUUAAUUUAUAUUAUCUAUAUAAUUAUAUAUUUAAAACUGAUAAAUGAAUAAAAUAUUUUGAUAUCUGCUUAACAGUUAAAAAUAUAAAAUAAAAUAAAAACAAGUUAGAAGGGCUGGAUGGUCGGGUCUAUUUUCGACUCUAUCGUUCUACUUUUUCAGAAGAGCUGAGCAAAAUAAAGAUUUUUAACAACAUUCAAUUAAUGCUGCUCUCGCCCCAACGGUCGCACCGUAAAACAUAUUAGUUUAACAUUUCAUAUCUUAAAUUUUAGGUUUAAGGUAAUUUCUUGAUCACCCAGCCCCCUAAAAGACUAAACUUUAAUACGUUUUCAUACAACUAACCUUAGAUAACAUUAGGUUAUUAGAGUUACCGUUCUUUAGCUCUGUAAAGAUACAUACGAAAAUAUUUCAAAUGAUAAAAUUUCAAAGCUAAACUAUUUGAAAAAUUCUUUGCCCAAUAUUUAAUGUGAGCUUUAAAAAACAUAUCUAAAAAUUUAGUGUAAGAGAAACAUAUGCCAUGAAUACUACUACUCAUAAUUAACAAAGGUCUUCAUCGUCGCCCGAGUCAACAAUUGGGGUACUUUUCUUUUGUAUCGGUUGUACUUUUAUAGAAUUUACUCUAAAGGUGUUUUCUCUUUGAACAGCGAAUUCAUCAAAAGCUAUCUUUUACGUUUUAGAUGUUAUGUUUGAUAAUAAAUAUGGGAUUAUAUCUUGAUUGUAAAUGUGACAUGUAUGAUGUGUGUUAUUGUUAUUAAAUGUUGAUAAUGUUGUAUUUACUUUGAAAGGUGUUGAUAUAUUUGUGUCGUAAGUCAAUAAUAAAAUCCAGAA